Molecule: messenger RNA, 825 nt
Organism: Cotesia congregata
Lineage: Eukaryota; Metazoa; Arthropoda; Insecta; Hymenoptera; Braconidae
Source: the annotation of a GenBank genome assembly
AUGACGACAAUGAAUACGGGUGUCCAACAUUUAGAGAAAGCAGCCUCAACUGCCUGUACUAUGGCUAACAAUUUUUUAGCACCUGUUAAAACAGAACAGCAAAUUUAUGAAAAUUCAAUGCUCGAAGAUGACCCUAAUGCUAAUUCUGUUGUUACAACGACAAAAACUUUACCUGAUGAUAGAACUACUAGAGAAUUUAAGUUCAAUAGUAAUAGCCGCGUUAUGUGGAAUUGUAACAGCAGACUUUAUCUCUGGAUUAGUUCAUUGGGCAGCAGACACGUGGGGAUCGGUCGAGUUGCCUAUCCUUGGAAAAGUAAGCCAUAUCAAUCAAUCGAUACUACUACUAAUUUUUUGAGGCCAUUUCGCGAGCAUCAUAUAGAUCCAACAAGUAUAACGAGACAUGACUUCAUCGAAACAAACGGCGAUAAUUUCAUGGUCACUAUUCCAGCACUGUGUAAGCUCACGUGGGAUUUUCUAACUUUACCCGAGCCAGAAAUUCAGCGGAGAUUUUUAUGGAGUUGCUAUUGGUGGCAACUUGCGAUAUUUGUAGCAAUGACUAAUCAGAUUCACAAGUGGUCUCAUACGUAUUUUGGAUUACCCGGGUGGGUGGUAUGGCUACAGGAACAUAGAGUAAUUCUCCCGCGAAGACAUCAUCGGGUUCACCAUGUUGCACCACAUGAAACGUAUUUUUGUAUUACAACUGGCUGGCUAAACUGGCCGUUAGAAAAAUUAAGAUUUUGGCCUAUUCUUGAAACAAUUAUUGAAGGCGUAACAGGUUACAAACCCCGAGCUGAUGAUUUCAAAUGGGCUCAAAAGCGAUCUUGA